Molecule: messenger RNA, 1852 nt
Organism: Onychostoma macrolepis
Lineage: Eukaryota; Metazoa; Chordata; Actinopteri; Cypriniformes; Cyprinidae
Product: eukaryotic translation initiation factor 2 subunit 2-like
Exons: 9
Coding region: 146-1129 (327 amino acids)
Biological process (GO): formation of translation preinitiation complex; translational initiation; formation of cytoplasmic translation initiation complex
Cellular component (GO): eukaryotic translation initiation factor 2 complex
Molecular function (GO): translation initiation factor binding; mRNA binding; translation initiation factor activity
Source: RefSeq, a predicted model, not a curated record
UGUAAUCACUUGUCACCGGAAGUGCGCCUGCGCGCUACGAGCUCGCGCCUCUGUGCUGAUGCAAGACACUGGAUGAGAACAGUAGUGUUAACCGUGUCAACGAUAUUUCACAGGAAGAGAAACAGCAAUAUCUGAUUCAGUCGUCAUGUCAGAGGACGAGAUUUUAUUCGACCCCACCACAUCAAAGAAGAAAAAGAAGAAGAAGAAGCCCUUCAUGCUCGACGAGGAUGGAGAUGGAGAGGAGGCUCAACAGACUGAACAGAAAGAAGCUGAGCCUGAAGCAGCAGAGGAGCGAGACCUGGACCCUGAAGAUGAUGAAGUCAAGAAAAAGGAGCCUUCGGAUGAUUUGGAUGAUCUGAACUUCUUUAACCAGAAAAAGAAGAAAAAGAAACCGAAGAAGGUGUUUGAAAAUGACGUUGAGGAGGGCAUCAAGGAGCUGAAAAUUGAGGGAGACCAGCAGGAAAUGAUGGAGGACGAGGAAUUUGAUCUGAUGCUUCCAACUAAAAAAAAGAAGUCAAAAAAAGUGGAAUUUGUUGAGGAAAGUGAUACUUUGGAAAAGGAUGAUGUCAUCGAGGAUGAUAAAAGCACAGAUGGCAUCACAUUCAGUUCACAGUCGGGCCCAGCAUGGGCCGGUUCAGAGAGAGAUUACACCUACGAUGAGUUGUUGAGCCGGGUGUUUAACAUCAUGAGGGAGAAGAACCCUGAUAUGGUGGCAGGCGAGAAGAGGAAGUUUGUGAUGAAGCCGCCUCAGGUGGUCCGCGUUGGGACUAAGAAAACAUCUUUUGUCAACUUCACUGACAUCUGUAAACUGUUGCAUCGACAGCCCAAACAUCUUUUGGCGUUCCUGUUAGCUGAGUUAGGAACAAGUGGAUCCAUAGAUGGAAAUAACCAGCUUGUAAUUAAGGGACGCUUUCAACAGAAACAAAUAGAAAACGUCUUGAGAAGAUAUAUAAAGGAAUAUGUGACUUGUCACACCUGCCGCUCACCGGAUACAAUUCUGCAGAAGGACACGCGUCUCUACUUCCUGCAAUGUGAAACCUGUCACUCACGCUGCUCUGUAGCCAGCAUCAAGACCGGCUUCCAGGCUGUCACCGGCAAAAGAGCCCAGCUUCGAGCCAAAGCCAACUAAUACAAGCGCCCUGUUCUGGCCUCUUCCCCAGGCUGAUGCUCUGCCCCUCUGGUUGACGACUGUCCUCGCUGCUCUCCUCUGAAGCGCAGUGACCCAAGGCAUGGAGUGAACUGUGGAGGUUUUUGAGUGUAAUCUCUAUUAAUAAAUCCGACUCUGACGCUAGAAGGCUUGCAAACAGGCUUCCUCUGAUUUGCUUGUCUUAUUUUACCUCCUUGCUCCAGAAAUAUAAUAUUUUUUUCAGCAUUUAGCAUAUCUGAUUACCAGAGCAUAUUUCUGUCUGUUUGGUAAAUUUUUACUUUCAGAGCAGUAUUUGUUUUUCAGUGAAAAUGCAGGGAUAUUAUUGGAUGGAAAAUGAAAAUGAAUUUUGCAAAAUGAACCACAGCCUUUUAUAUCGGACUUUGUUUUAUCAAAGGAAAACUUAAUCUCCAACGUUUUGUCAUUGACAGUCAAUGCACAAGAAUGUUCAGAUUGGAUCCAAGCGAGUGUUUCGUGAUCCAGACAUCCAGCAAAAGUAUGACUUUGAAUCUCCUCUGAUUUCUAGAAAAUAAAACUGUUCUUAUGUAAUUACACAGAUGAUUACAGAUUGCACUGAUUUCUUCAGCAGAACAUUGGGCAGCAGAUGUUUGGGCAUGUUUGCAGUGCUUAGAUGGAAUUGAAUGCUUUUUGUUGGCAUAUUUGAAAUUGGAUUUUUUUUUUUUUAAAUAAAAAUGACUAAAGGUUUCA